Molecule: messenger RNA, 708 nt
Organism: Microplitis demolitor
Lineage: Eukaryota; Metazoa; Arthropoda; Insecta; Hymenoptera; Braconidae
Product: TD and POZ domain-containing protein 2
Exons: 1
Coding region: 1-708 (235 amino acids)
Biological process (GO): regulation of proteolysis; proteasome-mediated ubiquitin-dependent protein catabolic process
Cellular component (GO): cytoplasm
Molecular function (GO): ubiquitin protein ligase binding
Source: RefSeq, a predicted model, not a curated record
AUGAAGUUUUUAAAUGAAACUGAAACUCGGACAAUCAAGAAUUGGGAAAAUCACAAUGUUGUCGAAUUCUUUAGUCAUUUCAGUAAUCCCAUUAAUAAUAUUACUUGUGAAAUAUUGAUGGAUAGAAUAGAUUUUGAUGAAAUUGAUGAAUCGACAUUAUCCUCAAGUUCAGUCCACCGCGUGGAUAACUACUUACUUUCAUCGUUAUUGAGCGAUGUAGUUAUUAAAAUUAAAGAUAAUAAAGAUCAAUUACCAGCUCAUAAACUCAUACUUGCUUCACACAGCUCUGUUUUUGAGAGAAUGCUCAAUACAGAUAUGAGAGAAGCUAAAGAGAAUUGUAUUUGUUUUGAUGGAUUUGAUAUUGAUACUAUCAAAGAAGUCCUUAAAUUCAUGUAUACUGGCCAGAUUGAAGCAGAAAAUGAUUCUGAAGUUCUUCUUAAAGUAUUAACAUGUGCGCAAAUGUAUCAAAUUGAAAAGUUGAAAAUCUAUUGUGAAUACAAACUGAUAAAAAGUUUAAGUGUCAAAAAUGUUAUUAAAAUUCUGAUCGAAACUGAUAAUUUCGAUGUACCUAAGUUAAAUGAAAAAGCAUUAUUGUAUAUUAAUCUUAACAAAACUCGUUUAUCAUUUGCUGAUGCGGCAAAAGAAUUGAACAAUUCAAAAGUUUUGUUAAAGUUUUUUAUUCAACAAACAGAAAUGAAAGCAGAUUAA